Messenger RNA from Brenthis ino (lesser marbled fritillary), 951 nucleotides. The record is from the annotation of a GenBank genome assembly. NCBI's taxonomy places the organism in Eukaryota, Metazoa, Arthropoda, Insecta, Lepidoptera, Nymphalidae.
AUGAUAACAUCUACAUCGAAUCGUGAUAAUAUAUUAAGGAAUGUUGAACAAAAGGAUGAUAGUGAUUUUGAUGAUACUGUCUUAAGCGAUUUAAUAAUAAAGAAGAAGUCAGACGAAUAUAGACCGAGGCGGACGAGGAAAAAAAAAUUGAGCACAAUAAAAACAAAAGUUUCCUAUUCAGUCAAAAAGCAAGCGGAUCUCUCAGUCCGUCAUCCUCGAUCAUCAGUCAAAACUAGUACGGGAUGGAACAAUUUGCCGUUCAAAUUGGAUAAAGAUCAGUUGGAUUGCCCGAUAUGUGAUGAGAAUUUUUUAAAUUUUGUCAGUUUGAACACCCAUAUGAACGUACACUAUCCAAAUUAUAUUUGCGAUAGUUGUGGAAAGGCUUUUGCGUCUAAAGGCAGGUUACGAGGACAUAUGAAGACGCAUGAAACAGCUGUUUUCCCUUGUCGAUACUGCGAUGCGGUUUUCGACAGAUUAACUAAAAGAGAACACCAUGUGACGAAAGAACAUAAAUCUGGUAUUCGAUAUGCGUGUAAGAGAUGCAACAUAUCGCUCUCCUCUUUCUACGCACGUCAAAAACAUUUGGCUGAAGUUCACAAUGAAGAACUGAAACGAUACAAAUGCAAAGCCUGUACCCAGAGUUAUAUAACUCCCGGUCAUCUGUCAAGUCAUGUCAGACGAGACCAUCUGAACGAGAGGAACCAUAAGUGCAAUAAAUGUGAUUUAGCGUUCUAUACACGGAAUUCGUUGAAAAUGCACAUGAUAAAACAUGAUGGGGAACACAUUCAUUCAUGUAACAUAUGUCAUAAGUCGUACCAGAGGAAAAAAACGCUCAGAGAACAUAUGCGUAUACAUAAUAAUGAUAAGAGGUUUAUCUGUUCGGUUUGUGGUCGCGCGUUUACACAAAAAUGUAAUUUAAAAGGUCAUUUGAAAUUACACGAACGGAAAAUU